CUCUUUAAGGGCAAAUUAGUGUCCGCCUUUCCUAACAGCCUCCACCUUUCCAGGUGCGUCUCCUUGCGUUGACGUAAGCGCGGUCGUCGCGCAGCUUCCGGCUGUCAGGUGAGGCGGAAGAGAAAAGAGGAGACACCCCGUUAGCCCACCUGUCGGCAGGUGAAGCAGCACAGAGGAAGAGAGAAAAUGAAUCCCAUCCCCACCAACCUGACGUCCGAGGCCAAGAAAGCUGCCAAGAUCCUGAGGGAGUUUACUCAGAUCUCCAACAGGGCUGGACCGGACAAGCUCAUCCCUGCUCAUAUUAUAGCCAAGGCCGAAGGUCUGGCCAUCCUCUCCGUCAUCAAGGGAGGCUUCAUGAUCACCGCCAGGGGAGGCAGCGGCGUCGUCAUCGCCAGGCUCGCCGACAGACGUUGGUCGGCGCCUUCGGCCAUCGGCAUCGCCGGCCUCGGCGGAGGCUUUGAGAUCGGCGUGGAGGUGUCGGACCUGGUGAUCAUCCUGAACCAGCGGAGAGCCAUCGAGGCGUUCACCAAAGGCGGCAACCUGACGCUGGGCGGGAACUGCACCGUCGCCGUGGGACCUAUGGGCAGGAACCUGGAGGCGGACGUUGCCCUGCGCAGCACUGCAGCCGUCUUCACCUACUGCAGGUCCAGGGGUCUGUUUGCAGGGAUUUCUCUGGAGGGGUCCUACCUGAUCGAGCGCAAGGACACCAACCGCAAGUUCUACGGCCAAGAGAUUCGGGCUUCGUGCAUUUUGAACGGUGAUGUUGAGCCUCCGGGAGAGUUCCACAACCUCUACAGCAUCCUGGACGUGUACACUGAGGCCUACACCACCGACUGGACCAACAAGAACAUGCGAGCUAGGUCCGGUCCUCCGUCCAGGCCUCCGGCUCCAUCCCAGAAGAACAGCCAAAGCAGCUACCGGCAGCCAGAGGCCGACAGCGCAGGGAAGAAAAACCGGCUCUACCCAAGCGUCUCCGUCUACAGGUCCGACACAUCAGCUCAGUUUGCCUCCUCUGACCCUCCCGGCUAUGGUCAGCUGGAAUCCAUUGACCCUCCGAGUUACGAUGCAGGGGCGUCCUCAGCUCCACUGCGAGGGGCCACUGGCUCUCUGGUCGUCACGGCGACCCACCCGUUCACCGGGCAGCAGCCCGGCGACCUGAGCUUCGUCCCCGGCGACCGCAUCACAGUCAUCACCAAGACUGAUUCCCAGUACGACUGGUGGGAAGGAAAACUAGACGACGGGCGCGUCGGGAUAUUUCCUGCUAACUUCGUGACGUACUGACGUCGCCCCCUGGUGGUUGAGAACUGGAGAACCAAAACUACAGGUUCUGAAGCGUCAUUAAGAGCUUUAAUUAACUUUUAUGAUGAGGAUUUUUAUAGAAAUAAGCAAAUUAAAACGUUUUUUUUAUCCGUGCAUGACUAAAAGGGGAUCAGUAUUUGGGGAGAUAUAACUCAUAAAACACAAAGUUUUGAAAUAAUUAGUGGCGCUUUUCUGGGUUAGUUGUUUAAAAUGUGAACAUUGGAGCUGAUCUAACUACUACGAAAUAUUAAACUUUUUACACUAUUCAAGUCUGAGUUAUAGCAGCAGGUUUUACUUUAAAUGCUAAUGAUAACAUUGAAAUUUAAGAAGGGGGUAUUAUGAUGUUGUUUUGUUUUUUUCAUGUUAGCUGAAACCGGUUAACGGGUUUUCGUCACUUUUGCACCUUUUUUUUAUUUUUACAAGUUUUCUAACUUAAGCCAAGUAUUUCAUCAGGAGUUAUUUGCAUUUAAAAUAAACCUAACAGGGCUGUUUUAUUUUUUUUAUAUAUACCUGCCUUCACUCACUGUGGUGAAUAUUUGUAGAAUUAGAGUUGAAUGGCACCCUUCCCCAUGCCUUGUUUUAUGGUCUGUUACAGUUUGUGAAGUUAAUGUAGCAGUUAUGAGGACAGCUACCAUCUUAUACGCACACAAAACAUUUAUGUGGUGUUGGUUUCGGGCUUGGAGAGUUGUGAAUAAAUACUUUUUAAACUAA
Fundulus heteroclitus (mummichog) is the source of this 2010-nucleotide messenger RNA. It is a transcript of the gene sh3yl1, whose product is annotated as SH3 and SYLF domain containing 1. Gene Ontology annotation, cellular component: ruffle membrane. Gene Ontology annotation, molecular function: protein binding; phosphatidylinositol binding. The record is from RefSeq and is a predicted model, not a curated record. NCBI's taxonomy places the organism in Eukaryota, Metazoa, Chordata, Actinopteri, Cyprinodontiformes, Fundulidae. The transcript has 12 exons. Bases 187 to 1281 code for a protein of 364 amino acids.